ACAGGAAAAGAUGGCCGUGAUGGACGAGAUGGCAGUGGAAUAAAGGUUGGCUUUUUUAAGCUUCAAACAUUGCUUUCUCUUUUUGCUUGAAAAGUUCAGAAAUUCAAAUCAAAUGACCCAGGGAGCUGUAUGUUUCCAAUAAAAUGGUCUCUGUUGUGUGAACGUAUCAAAUUGCCAAAAAAAUAGGUUUUUUUGGACAUUUGGGCUUUUUUCUUUCCAGAGAAAGAAGAAUAAGAUAUAAAAUUAUUUUCAAAAACUUAAUAAUUUAGUUAAAUGUUCUUGUGUAACAACCAACGUUUAGGGUCACUGUAACCAGAUAGUUUGCAAAAAAUUAAACAUGACUAAAAAGAUAAUACAAAUUAUGGACUUAUGAUAAAAUGGAAUACAAGUCUAAAAUAGUGAGCCAACUUUUUAAAGUUGGAUCACUGUGUGUUGGACAAAUUGCUACAUAACACUAUUUGAUUUGCUUUUUUUCCUCACUGAUUCAGUUGUAAAACUUGCUGUUGGCACAAUUAUUAAAGAGGAAAAGCACCUGCUCAUGUUUUUAAAAACGGAACACAUAAAUUUGAAUAAAUUUUAUUGCGUACACUGUACCUCAGUUAAUUAUUUUAUUAUAAUAAAAUGUAACUUCACACUUUCAUUUUUUACGAAAUGAUACCUAUCUUGUUGACAGUUAAUGGUGGCAAUAUGCUGGCUCCUAAUGUGGGAAGUUAUGGGGGGUUCAAAGGCGAUUGGGUUAAGAUUUAUGUAGUGUAUCCUUCCUUUGAUACCUUGUUCUAUGGUGAUACCUCUAGUGUUAAUGCAAUGACUAAGCAGCUGUACAUGUGUAUAUAGAUAAACUCAGACCAAAUGUUAAAUUUAAAUGGUUGGCCUGAAGCUGUUUUGAUUACUUUAAUUUAACAAAAAAAGUGAAAAAAGGUGCACUAUGUGUUGAUUCUUGAUUUUUUUGUUAUAAUGAUAAGUAAAUAAACUCAUUUUAGUGGUAGUACUUGUAUGUCCAUGAAGCUAAUAUAAAUAAAUAAAAUUAGUAGUUAUUUUUUCAGUGAUAGUUUUUGCAGUUUUGGUUUCACUUUUAUUUGUAAAUAUCUAUGUUAGGGAGAAAAAGGAGAAACAGGGAUGCCAGGAAAAGAUGGAAAUGCUGGCGUCAAGGUAUUAUUGACAUGUACUGCUUUUUAAAUAGUGGUUAUGAGUUUCUGGAUGCAUAUACUUCCAUAAAACGUCAUUGAAUAUAAAUUUAAGUUGAAUGAUGCAAAAUCAUCCAAAUCAUAACCAGACCAAUUAACUUUAUUUUGAUCUCCACCACACUAAAGACAAGCAAACUGGCUAUUCUCUUAGCAUUUGUAUUAAAAAUAAUAAUGAUGAUAAUGAUGAUGAUAAUAAUAAUAAUAUUAAAAUAAUAUUAAUAUUCAAAGAGGGAGCUCAACUUCCCAUGGCAGUUUUAAGUGGGUCCUUCAUUAAAGUCACAAAAGUAAUUAAUUUAUAAAAAGUAAAAACUUGCUCAAAAAUGAAAAAAAGAGUUAAGAUCAUAAAAUUCGCAGUAAAAAGUACGACUUUUUCCUAGAGUAAGAAGUUCCCAUAACAUUGUUCCUUAUUUUAACUUUAAGGUUGCUGAGGACAGUUUCUCUAGAAAUGGUUUUUUGCAUUUACUAUGCAUGAAUGUUAACUUUUAAUCAUGGGGAAACGUGCAGCCAAUUAGCUUUUAAAGAAAAAAGUGCUAGGAGAAGUUGAGAAGAAUGCUUAGAAGUUUCUACUUCUACUUCAAUACUCUUAAACGUUUUUACAUCUAAGAGAUUAAUAAUGCAGGGGAAAAAAAAAGAAAAAGAAACCAGUAGAAAUAAGAUAAAAGAUUAAUUUAAACAACGUUACGUAGAUGAUUACAAAAGUUUGGGUAACUUUCUGCUCUUAUUAUCAAAGAGAUAAGAUUCCAUUCCCUUAUAGUUGUCAGUUUUGUCCGGAGAAAUUUAUUCUGUUUUUGUCAAUUUUGAUUUGUUGACUUGCAAAGGCAACGUAAACAAACGACAAUAGUUUUACCUUAAAAUCUUAAAAUCAUUAAAAUUUGACGACAUUUAGCAGAAAUCCUCUUCACGUCCUACGACUUAGUCAGUGAAAGCCUCAAAUAAACAUCAAACAAAGGAAUUUUGUGAAAGCUAUUUUGAAUUCUUAAAAAUUUCAAAAACUGUUUGUUGCAAUUUGGUUAAGGUGCUUUAAAAUGUGGGGGUUUCAAAAUAUAACCUGUGCGCAAAUUCAUAAGGAAAUCAAACAGCUAAAUUUUGAGUAAACCAAACAAAUUCAAAAUUUUAGGCUUCUUUUUAACUCAAUGAAUGUCAUAUCUUACCCACCCUAAUAAACGGUAAUGAUCAUAACGACCUAUCAAAACCGUCUUUAGUAACCUUAAAAUCUGCGGGCUUGGCCUUGAAAUUAGUUUAUUCCGGCCUGUUUCCUGCUGUAUUUUUAAAUUAAUUUCAUCUGAUCAUUAGUUUCACAUUUUUUUUCGUACUUUUCAUCAUCUUUAAUUCUUAUCUGUUAUCUUCAUCAUUAUCAUUGUCACUAUUUUGUUACAGUUUAAUAGCUUUAUUUACUUAUUAUUAUUAUCAUUAAAAAAAAAAUUAUUAUUAUCAUUAUCAUUAUCAUUAUUAUUAUUAAUAUUAUUAUAAUUAUUAUUAUUAUUUUUCAAUGCUUCAACACUUUAUUACAACUCUUUUUACAAAACAAAACAUAGAAUAAAUAAAUAAAAAAAAUUACACUACUUUACACAAAAGAGCCAUGGUGAUUAUAUAAUUAAAACUUAUAGUAAGCACAGGAGAGGUUUCCAUAGAGAGUGAAACUUGUUAAUUAGCCCUUUGGAUUGGAAUAUACAUUUAUGUACAAUUAGCUUGCCUUUAACAAAAUCAAAAAAACAGGUCGAUGUUAGGGGUCUUUCGAAUCUCUGAGCAAAAAUGUGUCUCCUUCCCAGUAAAAUAAAAUAACUGAAAAUUAGAGUUCUUUUGUCUUCUGGAUUGUAACUAUAAAGUAUGCUUAAUUCAUCUACAAGGUAACAGUCUCCGCUUUGAUGAUUCCACCAGGAGAUUAUUUUUGCCCAGAAACUGUUAAUUUCGGUACAAUUGACUAGCAUAUGGGGAAGUGUUUCUGAAGAGUUACAAUGAACGCAAAGCGGGGAGUUUGAAAUCUUCAUCUUAUAUAAUUUGCUUCCAUACGGUAAAAUAUUGUGGAUUAUUUUGUACUGGAACAUUCAUAAUUUAGUAUCCUUGGUUAAGCGAAAUGGCAAAGUGUAAAUUGCUUUAAGCUUGUUAGAAUCAAGACCUAGUCUGCAUAGCCUAGAACUAGCCAAAGGUUCCUGGAAUUUCCUUUCUAUUAACCGUUUGCGAAUACUUUUGCAGCUGUUUUUAGCAGUUCGUUUCAACUUCUGCUCACUGAAAUUAGAGUCCAGCCUGAGAGCUGCACGUUUCCAUUUGUCUGGAAUGGCCGUAAUAAGACCGUAGAAAUUAGUAAAAGGCGGCCUAAGGCCGGUUUUCCUGCAGAAGUCUUCAUAACUUAGAAGUUUACUAUAGUCGACUCCCGGUAACUCGAACCCUCUAUAACUCGCACCUCUCGCUAACUCGAAGCAAUUUUAAAUUCACUUCAGAUCAUUUUCUAUAAAAUUUUACCCUCGAUAACUCGAACUCCCGAUAACUCGAACUUUUUUCUAUUUCCCUUGAAGGUUCGAAUUAUCGGGAGUCGACUGUAUUUUCAUUCAAUAAGUCACAGAUUCUUUCUAUACCUACAGCGUGCCAGUCUUUCCAGUAUAUAGACUUGCCCGCUAUGGUUAUAUUUCUAUUAUUCCACAGAAUUAUAUUUCCCGGAUUGGCUCGGUCAUCAUCUCGCUCUCGCGCACCUUGAGCAUCAGCCCAAGAUUAAAGAACGUCUAUAUAGAAGGCUGGCACGGAGUUAAGACUUAAAAGAUUAAUAUCAUAGUUGCAAUAAAAAAGAAAGGGUCCACCAACUCUUCCUAGAUAAAAUUAUGGAAUUGUCAUCUACUGAUUACUUACUCCUUCCUGCAUCCUUCGGACCCAAGCACAUUGCAAAGAUUUGGAAAAAGUUUCAUACUCCGGCAAAUCAAGUCCGCCUUGAUCUUUUGAACCUAUAAGGGUGUCGCUCUUAAUUUUUGGCUUCUUUCCUCUCCAGACAAAAUUAACAAUCAGUCUAUUCACCUUAUCUAUAACAUGAGCGAGUGUGCAAAUGCAGGCAUUCGAGAAAAGCAGUUUUGACAACCCCAGUGUUUUAACUAUUGUUAUUCUGCCAUAUACCGAAAGGUCGUGUUGUGACCAAACAUUAAAAAGUGUUUUAAGUUUGUUUAUUUUAGGGGUGAAGUUUUCCCACUCGCAAAGUUUAUAAUUGUAUGAAAAAGAUGUCCCUAGAGCACAGAUAGGUGUUUCCGGCCACUUAAUUCCAAAGGGAGUAUCCUUCCUGGCUGCAUUUAUCCCGAGCCAUAAUGUUUCUGUUUUUGCAGUGUUUAGUUUGAGCCCACUACAAUCACCGUAAAUGUCUAACAAAUCCAGAAGUUUCCCAAGCGAGAGUUCAUCCUUACAAAACCUGGUGGUAUCAUCGGCGUAUUGGGAUAAUUUAAUUUCUCUAUUGCCGACUAGAAUUCCUUUUUGUUUCUUUACAAGAUCGUAUACAGGCGGAAAGUGUUCCUACAGCUAAUACAAACAGUAAUCCCGACAAAGGACAGCCUUGUCUGACGCCACGUUCUAAUUUAAGCCAACUGGACGUAUAUCCAUAAUUAAUUGUGCAGCUUGAAAUGUUCGAGUAAAGAAUUCUCACCAAUUCUUAAAAUCAUUGCCAAAUUGAAAGACAUCUAAAGCCUUACAGAGAAACGCCCACUCUAAGCUAUCAAAAGCUUUUUCGAAGUCUGUAAAAAGGGCGAUGCCUUCUUGACUUUGCUCUGCUGUGAAAUGUAUAAUAUCCGAUAUCAUGCGGAUAUUUUCUCCGAUAAACUUUCCUUCAAUAUAACCAGUUUGUACGUCACUUAUGAUUGAUGGGAGUACUUUUCUAAGUCUCAAGGCGAGAGCUUUGGUGGCGAUCUUGUAGUCUACAUUCAAGAGUGAGACGGGUCGCCAGUUCUUGAGCAACAAUAAAUUCUUAUCCUUUUUCAGAAUAAGUCUAAUAAUACCUUGUCUUUGUGAGAUCGAUAACUCUCCUUUUACAAAGCCAUAGUUAAAACUGUUGAUCAUUGUACUACUCAAAUGGUCCCAGAAAAAGUUGUAAAAUUCAGCUGUUAGACUGUCUGUCCCGGGAGAUUUGUUUUUCUGAAAGCCUUUCAGCGCAUAUCUGCACUCGCUGUCCGUUAGUAGUCCUUCACAUCUUUCUUUUUGUUCAUUAUCGAGUGUCUUUAUCAUUUCAUUUUGAAAAAACUUAUUAAAUCUAGAAUCAUCAACUUGUGGAUUCUAAGAGGAGUAUAGAUUUUGGUAAUAGCUUUUUUGUUCUUGUAAUACUUCUUCAGGAUCCGAUAUUGAACUUCCGUUGUCUCUUGUCAAGCUGGUAAUACAUUUAUUCUCGUAAUUCCUUUUUUCAAGAUUAAAAAAGUAUUUGGAGCUUCGUUCUCCAAAUGCGUGCCAUCUUGCCUUGGAGCGAAUGCAUGCGCCUCGGGAUCGAUCAAAGGAGAUUUUUUCGAGUUUCGAUUUAACGGUCAUAUGCUCAUUGAUGUGCUCAGGUGUUGAUUGACUGUCCACCAAAUUUUGCAGUCUUUCAGCUUCUUUAGUGAGGAAUUUUUCUUGCUCUCUGCCUUUUUUUGCUUUUGUCUUAGUGAAGGUGAUUGUAAAAGACCUUAUUACGGUGGCCCAAAAGGCUCAAACACAAAUCAAUUUCCCAAAACACAAAUCAGUUUCCCAAAACACAAAUCAAUUUCCCAAAACACAAAUCAAUUUCCCGAAACACAAAUCAAUUUCACGAAUCACUUAUCAGUUUCCGAGCCAAAAGACUGGGCACUACCUUAAUAUGAACGAGAUAGCCUGGAAAGCAGAGUGAGAACUCGGGCCCAGGGUCUUUCGUAUCCAAUAUGGCGACUAUCUGAAAGGGCUGUAUUUUCAUUGUGUUAACCAGGUGUUAACGAGAAAAAUGUUCUGCCAAAGCUGUGGCCAACAAGUUUUAAAUGAAUAUUUGUACUGCUUUCAGUGUGGAACCAAGCUAGACACUGCUAUACCUUCUGUUAGGCUAUUAUUAUCAGCUGAAAACGUGACCGAGAAAGAAGCAAUAGAGGCUUACUUUUAUAGUGGGUUCAGUNAAUAGAGGCUUACUUUUAUAGUGGGUUCAGUUACAGGGUUAUUCUACUCUUCCUUGACAAGUACCAUGACAUGCCAAUGUCUAUGUCAACAUUGAAAAGAAGGUUAUGUGAAUACAACCUUAAAAGGAAUAAAGUGGAUAUAAAUUUGCCUGCCGUUGAGAAAUUAAUCCGAGACGAGAUGGAUGGCCCAGGAGGCAUUUGUGGUUACAGAGCAGUUUGGCAUAUGCUUCGUAUAAAGUAUGGGCUGUUUGUCCCUAGGCAAGAGGUAGAAUCCCUGAUCAGAACGAUAGACCCAGCUGGAGUGGAAGAGAGGAAGCGCCACAGGCUAAAAAGAAGGAAGUAUGAGUCUCCUGGACUAAAAUUAUUGUUGGCACGUUGAUGGUUAUGAUAAACUGAAACCUUUCGGAUUUCCCAUCCAUGGGGCUAUUGAUGGCUAUAGUCGCAUGGUAAUGUGGCUUAAGGUAGAUAGAACCAAUAAUGAUCCAGAAAUAACUGCAAAGUUUUUUUCAGAUUGCGUUGUGGAGGUCGGUGGAUGUCCUUCAUUACUCCGAACAGACUGCGGAACAGAGAAUGUAGUAAUUGCAGGUACACAGUGUUUUUUAAGAGCUGACUGUGAUGAUCAGUUAGCUGGUGAAAAAUCACACCGUUAUGGUCCUUCUACUGUCAGCAAAACCUUUGAAACUAUGAUCGUAGUAAUCUGAUGAAGAAAAAAGAUAAAAUGUUAUUCUGUUGGACGGUUUACCCAGUUCAGCUAUAUAUUCUUGUAAGCUGAAUGCUUGGUCGGAUUCUCUAAGUUUAUUUACUUCUAUCCCGUCUGGGUACAGCAAUUUGUAGGCCAAAGGAGAGCUAUGAGUAAUUUCAUUAGCAUUAUGCUUCGAGUGCUUUGCUACCGCUAACUUUAAUAGCUCCUCCCCAUCCGCUGUUCUACCAAUUCUUACAGGAAGAGAUUUGCCUCGUUGGGGCUUGAGCAUAUUUUCCUCUUCAAUAUAUCGCAUGAUGCCAAUGUUGACGGUUACAGGUGGGUCUUCUUUCUCAAACAUCCUUUUAGUCUUCUUGCUCUUUUUUUUGAAGUGCGACUUUCUCUCUUCUUUUUUAUUGUUCAUAAAGGUGUCCAAAGUAGGUACAGGCUUAGAAGAAAUUAAGGUUAAAUCAGAUGUGGCAAUUCCAGAUGUAGCACACUCAGCUCUCCCUUUCCUACUGCUGGUCGAAUCGGACGUGGAAGAAUGAGUUUCAGUGUUAUUGGACGUAGAGUUUCCACACUUUACGCAAAAUUUAAAAGUAUUCUCCACAACACUGCCGCAAUGACCGCAUGUAGUCGCCAUAUUGGACGCGAAAGACCCUGGACCCGAGUUCGUCACUCUUCUUUCCAGGCCAUCUCGUUCAUAAUAAUGUAGUACCCAGUCUUUUGAAAUUGAUUUGUGUUUUGGGAAAUUGAUUUGUGUUUCGGGAAAUUGAUUUGUGUUUUGGAAAACAUAUUUGUGUUUUGGGAAAUUAAUUUGUGUUUUGGAAAACAUAUUUGUGUUUUGGGAAAUUAAUUUGUGUUUUGGGAAACUGACUUGUGUUUUUAGAAAUUGAUUUGUGUUUUGGGAAAUUGAUUUGUGUUUGAGCCUUUUGGGCCACCGUACUUUUGUCUUUAAGAUCUUUGUAUUUGUCAAUAAGCUGUGGAAUUUUUUUCUGCCAUAGCGGCUGUAUAAUCACUAUCUUCUAAGAGAGAGGAAUUAAAUUUCCAAAAGCCUGGUCCUCUUGGUUGUCGCGCUUUUUUCUCAAUUUCCAUGCACACUGACGAAUGGUCACAGUGUGGAGCAAAAUUAAUUUCGCAUUUAGGCGCGAGAGAUUGUUGUAGAAGUUGCUUUGAUGUUAACCAGUAAUCUAAUCUGCAUUUAAUUUUUUUAUCUGAUGUUCGCCAGGUAAAUUGCUUCUUAUUUGGGUGCAAUUUCCUCCACACGUCUUCCAGAUCUAAACUACACAUUACAGAUUUCAUCUCCUCAGCUACAUGAUAUUUAUGGGAGAAGUCACGGCCUCCUUCCUUAUCUUCUUUAGAUAAAAUAGAAACUUUUGGAGAAUAUUAUUUAGAUGUAAAUAGAAUCGGUGCUGAGCGCCGGAAUCGUUUGGCGCAUAAAUAUUAGCACAAAGAAGCUUCGUAUCAUCAAUUACCACCUGCAAAAUAAGGAUUCGACCAUCUUCGCUUUGCCUUUGGUUUUCUAUCGUUACCAGAAUUUUUGGGUUAAAUAAAAUGGCAGCACCUUUGCUGUGCUUGCUACCGUGGCUGAAAUGAAUUUUACUACCCCAUUCACUGCUCCAUAACUUUUCUUGAUUGUUGGAGCUGUACGUCUCUUGUAGAAAAAUUACUUAAGCAUUCUUAUUAUGAAAUUGUCUGAAAAUAGCUCGUCUUUUUCGCGAACUAUUUAUGCCCCUAACAUUGAGCGUAAUAAAACUUAAUCUGUGCAUAGCUAAUCAUAAUUGUUUAUGGAAACGACCAGCUUGUGAUUAGCGGUUCCCAUUGCGCAUAAGUCACAGAAGGAUAACAAUAACAAUACAAAACAACACAUAGAAACAGUUUACCUCCUCAAAGGAGUUCACGAGUUUGGUCGUGCGGGGUUCCAAAAACCUCAAACUAGCAACAGACGGCGAUUAACGUUCUCCUGCUAAUAGCAUUUUUAUUUUUCCAUUUCACUUUCCAUUUUCUUCAGCUCUUCGUUUCUUACAGUUAUAACUUUGCCUGAGUCCGAAUACUUUAGCGUGGCCGGGUAGGCUUUGAAAACCCUGCAUUCUUGCUCUUCUAGCUUCUUUUGAAGAUGUUUCUUUAAAGGAAUAAGCGCUUUUCGGCUUUCUUGGGUGUCUUUUGCGAAGUCAGCUCCAAUUCCCGUUAGAUUUCCAUGAAACGGAAUAUCUUUAAGUCUAACCGCAGCAUUGGCUAGAAUCUUCGUCUUAUCCGUGUAUUUUAGAAAAGCUACGUGGAUCGGUCUUGGACUCUUUCUGUUUUUGUUUAAUUGCGUCGGAGUACGAUGAGCACGCUCAAUUUCGACGUAUCCACACAAUGUUUCCAAGCCCAUGUGACAGCCACACAAUUAUCGCCUUCUGACGUUUCCGGAAUGUUAUAAAACACCAAGUUAUUUCUUCGGGACCUGUUGCGAAGAUCUUCUACUUCUCUUUCUAAGUCUUCUAGCUGCUUUAAAUCUGCCUUCCGCUUCAUACUUUCUUUCAUUUCAGCAACGUCGUCUUUGACUGCGUUUAAGCCUUUUUCAAGUUCAGUUACAUUGCUUUAUUGGUAAUAUCGUGCUUAAUUGUGGAUAUUUGAUUGUUGAUUUUGUCCAGCAUAUCCAUCAUUUCUAGCUUCUUUCUGUAUAUCUUUCAAAAUGGCGUCGUCAACGAGCACGUGGGCUGAGAUUUCUUUCUCGGAACUUGACACACGCGUUCGUUUUUCGCUCGGUUUUCGUGGCAUUGCUCUUUAAAAAAGAUACGUGUUUAGACGAAAGACUUUCUACUCAUUUGUUUGGGCGAAACCUAUCGUUAAGAAGGCUUGUUCAAGAGAACUCAGAAAAGCGUCUACUCCAUAGGGUCGUCCUCGUCCCAAAAAAGAAAAAAGAAAGAAAAAAAAUUAGUAUUAUUAUUGUCAUCAUCUUUUGUGGUUAUUAUUAUUUCUGUUGUAGGGGGAGAAAGGAGAACCAGGAAUGGAUAAAAACAGUAAUAGUGGUGUUAAAGUAAGCGUAACUUUAUACUUCUUGUUGAAGACAUAAAUGACUAAUUUUCAGAGUCCAAAACAAAAAGGAAGGCACAUAUUUUAUCCUUACAGCAACAAACGACUCAUUCAAUUUUCUUUAGUGGUCCUGUUUCUGCGCCGUUGUAAAUGUUGCUCGGUUUAGGUCAAAUUUGAUUUCUCCAAACCUGCGGAUUCCUUUCUGGUUAAAAACAAGUAUCGCAUGUACCUAAAAAAUCUUUAUUUGUUUUUCUGUUUGUAUCGCUACAAUUAAGGACAAAGUUGUGAUCAGUUCAUAUAAUUACAGAGAUCUCAAGCUAGCUUCUAAAAUAUUAAUAUAUGUUGAUCGUUAAUAAUUACUUUUGAUUUCUCCACAAAGGGUGAGAAAGGAUCACGUGGUGAUAAAGGAUCACAAGGAGAGAAGGGAUCACAAGGACAAAAAGGGAUGCAGGGAACGUGUGAUACAAAGGUUAUUGUCAAAAAACAUUUUUUUUGCAGAUUUUCACACUCUAUAACCUUUAUGCAUUAAUAAUCCUUUUACGAAAGCCAUAUUAAUUCAAUUACCAUAGACUUCAUACACGUGUUGCAUGCACGAUCUCUUCUUUUUCCUGUUAUUUUUAAAGGGAGAAGCGUGCUUGAGUGAGCGGCAAGGCCAUGACAAGUGACAAUCGAGUUUUUUUACUGGUACAAUUCAAGUCAACUCGCAUGUCCCACAAGUUUAAGGAAGAAGAACAAAAUAAUGCUCGCCGUCUAUGUUCACUAACACCAGACAUGACGUUAUCAUUAGAUUAGCACAAUGUCAUUCUGACAGCGGAAGCCUUUUUUUUUAUCUCUUGAUGUCUGAUCAAGGGAGAAGUUGACUGUACGGGUGUUAAACCCUAUAUUUUGCAUAAAUAACUACACUAGGAGAUUGUUAGCUUUGUUAUUAAAUUGUUCUUUGUUGUUUUUAUUUUGCCUUUUAGAGCAAAUUGAAGUGCCGUGUAGCCGGUAGGAGCAAUAUUUAUUACUGCUGUCUACGAUGUACAUGUACAUUGAUUCGUUGGAAAGAAGAGUUCAGCCGAAUUUUAAUUUCAUGAAUACGUGACUCCUUCACAGUAAAAUUGCAAAAACACAACACAUGAGUUACAUGUACCUUUCUACCUUAUUUGUCGAUAUGUUCUAGUUGUUUUUUAGUAUAAUUGCUUGAUAACAAAGAUUUUCAUUUUUUUUUUGUUGUGGAAGAUUACUCUAUUGGAUUCCACUUUCUUGAGAAAGUUCAAGAACUUCCAACCCGAGGAGCAGUAGAUGUGGAACAUUUCACCAUUGAUGAAAGUUUGUUUCUUGCUUUUGCGAACUAUCAUGGGGACAUUAAAAAACACAAGACAAGUUCCAUGAUCUACAAGAUGGACAACUCAACUGGAAGAUUGUCUUUGUACCAGACCCUACAGACAAGAGGAGCUUUUGACCUGGAGUACUUUUCUAUCGCAAACAAACAUUUUCUUGCUGUCGCUAAUCAUCAAGAUGGGACUUUCCGGCUGGAUUCUACAGUCUAUCAAUGGAAUGGAAAGCUGUUUGUCGACUUUCAGAAAUUGUCAACAAACGGAGCAAAUCACUUGACGUACUUCAAGAUAUACGGGGAGAAGUACCUCGCAGUAGCCAACUACCAUGACGGAAGUACCUACUCUACAAAGUCAGUUAUCUACAAAUGGAGCAGCGGCAAGUUUAACAGAUUUCAAGACAUAUCAACUGAAGGUGCCUACGGAUGUACAGCGUUUGUGAUAAACGAUGACACAUUCAUCGCUUUUGCAAACUAUUACAACUCCCAACACAAGUAUUCUGUUCAGUCCACUGUGUUCAAGUGGUCAGCAGGUCACUUUGUUAAACUGCAGUCUCUUCAGACUUACGGAGCGCAGGAUGUGAAGCCUUUCAACAUCAACGGUCACACGUUCCUCGCUUUUGCCAACUACUACCCUGGAAGUAAGUACAACACCGAUUCUUUCAUUUACAAGUGGAAUGGUAACAAGUUUGUCCUGUUCCAGUCCAUUCCUACCCGAGGAGCCAUGGCAUGGUGUCCAUUUGUGAUCAGCGGUCAAACUUACCUUGGUGUAGCUAAUCACCACGGUGAUAGUCUGAAGUACCAAACUCCGUCAGUUGUGUACCAGGCCUCCGGGGCAAAGUUCAUCAAGUACCAAGAGAUUCCAACCCACGGGGAUUAUGGUAUGACUUUAUUCGAGUACAAAGGUCAUACUUACCUUGCAGUGGCAAACUACUACAAUGGCAAAAAGCACAACAUAAACAGCGCCCUGUACAAGUGGGUAUAG
Molecule: messenger RNA, 12256 nt
Organism: Porites evermanni
Lineage: Eukaryota; Metazoa; Cnidaria; Anthozoa; Scleractinia; Poritidae
Source: the annotation of a GenBank genome assembly